AUGAAGAUACACAGCCUUGCCCUCCUCUCAUUUCUCCUCCUGGCUGCUCAAGUGCUCUCAGCAAAGGUCAGAAAUGGAACAAAGAAUAGACAGGGCAGCAUACCAGAAGGAGAUCCAUCAGUUCCUCUGGGCAAGGGCCAGAGUAAGCAGAGAAGCAGAACAUCCAAGUCCAUGACCAAUGGCAAGUUUGCCACCAAAGAUCAAGCUUCCUGCAGAUGGUCAGUGACUGAGCAGGAGCUGGUCAUCACCCUGAAAGUGGAGUGCACUCGAAUGGACCAGGAGUUUUCUUGUGUCUUUGCCGGAAAGCCAACUAAGUGCCUCAAGCUCAAUAAUGAGAAGGCCUAUUGGAAACAAAUUGUCCGGACGCUGCGCAAACAGAAGAACUUAUGUGAGAACUCCAAGAGUGUCCUGAAGACCAGGGUGUGCAAAAAGCAGUUUCCAGAAUCUAAUCUCAAGUUGGUAAACUCCACUCUGUAUGAAAACAUGAAGCCCAGAAAGGAGAAAACAGAGCUGUCCCCCAAGGAGCAUAUUGAGGUCACCAGCCCUUCCGCCCUGGAGCCAAAUGAGGUCAAAGAGAACAUCCAGUCCAGCCCAGCAGAGACUCAGACUGUGGCCGUCAAAGGUCCAGAGUGUAUGGAGGACCCAGAUGUGGUGAACCAGAGGAAGACUGCCCUGGAGUUCUGCGGGGACUCCUGGAGCUCCUUCUGCAACUUCUUCCUCACCAUGUUUCAGAGCACAACAUGUUAA
Messenger RNA from Marmota flaviventris (yellow-bellied marmot), 747 nucleotides. Its product is annotated as fibroblast growth factor-binding protein 1-like. NCBI's taxonomy places the organism in Eukaryota, Metazoa, Chordata, Mammalia, Rodentia, Sciuridae. The record is from RefSeq and is a predicted model, not a curated record. Gene Ontology annotation, molecular function: growth factor binding. Gene Ontology annotation, biological process: cell-cell signaling.